AUGUGGUCGCGCUGGACGGGCCUCGCGCUCGUGCUACGGACGGCAGCAGCCGAAGCGUUCGUAGCCUCUCCUGCACCCGAGUGCGCCUGGUGCGAGGCCGGCAACGACGCGUGCAACCACAGCUACGCGGCCUACGAGCUGGACCUCGUCGAGACGUCCAUCAGCGGCGCCGUCGGCGGCCGCAGAUUCCCGCUCUGGCGCCCGGCGUACCAGCCGCCCUUUGGCGCGCCGUCGCCGGCGACGCUCGCCGUCGUCGUCCACCACGGCGCGCUGCGCAACGGCGACGCCUACUGCGCGCAUGUCGCCAACGCGGUCCUGGCCACGGACCGCGACCCCGCGUCGGUCCUCGUCGUGUGCCCGCAGAUCUACGAGGCCGGCGACGCGGGCCUCGACGAGGCGACGAUGCUCUGGUGGGGCGCGAGCGCCGACGACGGCGUCGAGCCCGACCGCGGCGAGCGCGACUGGCAUUGGGGCGGCAACUCGACGGCCGAGCUCGGCGCGUCGCUCUCGUCGUUCUCCGUCCUCGACGAGAUCAUCGAGGCGCUCGAGGCGGCCCACCCGGCCCUCGAAAGGGUCGUCGUCGCGGGCCACUCCGCGGGCGGGCAGAUCGCGAUGCGCUACGCGCUCUUCUCGCGGCUCGAGACGCGGCUCGCGGUCGAGUACUUCGUGGCGAACCCGUCGUCCGUGACCUACCUGAACGCGUCGCGCCCGGCGCUGCCGCCGCAGCGCUGCUGCGACAACGCGACGAUCGCCUCGACCUCCUACGCGUUCGCCGCGCCCGGCGGCCGCUGCGCCGACUACGACGCCUACGGCUACGGCCUCGCCGGCCCGCUGCCGGACUACGCCGCGGCGACGGGCGCCGCGUCUGCGAUCGACGCCUACGGCCGCCGGACGGUCGUCUACGUCUCGGGCGCCGCCGACGUCUGCGACGCGCGCUACGCGGCGCGCGCGCGGUGCGCCGCCUGCGUCGUCGACGACGGCGGGCUCGACACGUCCUGCGAGGCCUACGCCCAGGGCUGGUGCCGCAUGGAGCGGCUCCACGCGUUCGCGCAGUUCGUCACCGCGUUCUACGGCGGCGACGUCCACGCGCUCGUGUCCGUCCCGGACGUCGGCCACAGCGGCUGCGGUAUCUUCCAGUCGCGCGAGUUCGCGCGCGCGGCGCGGCUCCUAGGGUGA
Aureococcus anophagefferens is the source of this 1176-nucleotide messenger RNA. RefSeq lists its product as hypothetical. The transcript has a single exon. NCBI's taxonomy places the organism in Eukaryota, Pelagophyceae, Pelagomonadales, Pelagomonadaceae. Bases 1 to 1176 code for a protein of 391 amino acids. The record is from RefSeq and is a predicted model, not a curated record.